AUGCAGAAUACUUUUCUCAUUCUUGUCAUGUCUCGCCGUCUGAGCACCAUACAUGAUCUUGCGGCGCUUCGCCUUCACCCCGACUGUACUCGUGUGGUCAAUGAAACCGUUCCCAAUUUGAGUCUACGACAGGCACGGUAUACCGCCUACGAUGUCCGCGGGAACUGGUUCGCUCGAGAUGCGGGUGGGCGCAUCGGUGUGCGAAAGACUAGGACGCGGGGUAAGGGGAAGGGAAAGGCUAGGGAAGGAGAGGAGGAUGAGGACGGGGAGGUGUUUGACCUGACUGGGGUAAAUGGUGGAGAAGGGGACUCGCUGGUGGACGAGGGGAAAACUGACGAGGAGGAUCCCCGUGCGAGGAAACGGAGGCGGUUCGCUGAGGACCUGAGUUUCCUCGAUUCUCCUCGCUCGUCCUCCGUCGCAGGUUCCCUCCCACCGUCGGUCCCAGAGGUUGUACUCGGCGAGUCCCAUGAUGUCGCGCCAACGCACGCCGCGCUAAGCUCUUUCUCCUUCUCCACGCCCUCGUCUGAUCUCCUCAAAUGCAUUCACCACUUCGCGAGCACGUACUAUACCGCUGCCGGCCAGCUAUACGACGCGUCCCGCGAGGCCCGCAGAGAGAAACGUCGCAGACGCCUCGCGCGCGCCGCUGCAGGCAACCUCGCUGACGAACAUGAUCACAGCGACGCAGAAGAAGACGAUGAACAAGAGAACGAAAACUCCGACUCAGGAAACGAAGACGGGGACGAAGAGGGUAGCGAUACUGAGCAGGAGCCCGACGACAGUGCACACAUGCGCUGGCGCACGCACAAGCUGCUCACCGCGCGCAAGGACAUGUACAAAAUAUUUGACGGGUCCGCGCUGAUGGUGCUUGGUAUGCUUUUCCAGGAGCACAUUGCCGCGCUCUUGCGUAGCACCCCGCCUGCCGGGUGGGAAGACUCGGCACCCCCGCGCAAGUCUCGGAAGCGUAAGCGGACCGCGGAAGAGGAAGAUGCGCCAGCCCAGAACACACUGAAGAGUAAGGGUAAGGAUAAAACUCAGGGCAAGGGAAAGCCAAUGCGCGGCCGAAGGAGUAAAGAUGAGGAGAGCGAGGCAAAAUCGAGCGAUACGGACACAAAUGGACAGGCAUGCGGAGAGGAGGACGAUGACAGGGACAAGUGGUCAACGGAGGAGGAGCAGAGUGCGCGCCCGCGACGGUCGAAUCGGACACGUUCCUGCUCUUCAGCACAGACUGGGAAAAAUUCGCAAGUGCCAUUUGUAGAUGACAAUGAGGACGAUGAGGAUUAUGUCCCGUGA
Sparassis crispa is the source of this 1290-nucleotide messenger RNA. RefSeq lists its product as hypothetical. Bases 1 to 1290 code for a protein of 429 amino acids. The record is from RefSeq and is a predicted model, not a curated record. The transcript is spliced from 3 exons. NCBI's taxonomy places the organism in Eukaryota, Fungi, Basidiomycota, Agaricomycetes, Polyporales, Sparassidaceae.